AUGGCAGGAAGACAGACAAGGGGGCGUCAAAGAAUUGACAUGAAACGAAUCGAAAAUGAGAAUGAUAGGCUUAUUACAUUCUCAAAGCGUAGAUCUGGAAUCUACAAAAAAUCAAAUGAGCUUGUAACCCUCUGUGGGGCUCAGGUAGGAGUAGCAGUGUUCUCUCCCGCCGGAAAACCCUUUUCUUUUGCUCAUCCGUCGAUUGAUGCGGUCGCCAAUUGGUUCCUCAACCGAAACCCUCCGCCCAACGAUAGGUCUCACGCCUUGGUUGAGUCCUACCGUCGAGUCCGGCUUAAUGAGCUCAACCAACGACAGGAAGAGCUCAUUAAUCAAAUCCAAGCUGAGCAGGCACGAAACGAAGUGCUAAAGCGGCUGACCGAAGGAAAACGCGACGCGGCAUGGUGGGAAGCUCCCAUAGAAGAGCUCAACCGGGAAGAGCUCUACCAAAUGAAGGCGCGAAUGGAGGACCUCCGGCGGACCCUGCAGAAGUCAAUCGAUCAACGGAUUCGAGGAGAGCCAUGUGCAUCCAUUGAAGGACAGAAGUUAGAAAAAUAAUCCUUUUGCAACAAAUGUGCAUUAUAGUUCUUCUCCAAAUCUCCCCCCUGAUAUGGAAACAAGGAUGGAAAAGAUUGACCGAUAAUCUUAAUCUUUUUUUGUCA
Molecule: messenger RNA, 659 nt
Organism: Rhodamnia argentea
Lineage: Eukaryota; Viridiplantae; Streptophyta; Magnoliopsida; Myrtales; Myrtaceae
Product: agamous-like MADS-box protein AGL62
Exons: 1
Coding region: 1-555 (184 amino acids)
Biological process (GO): regulation of transcription by RNA polymerase II
Molecular function (GO): protein dimerization activity; DNA-binding transcription factor activity, RNA polymerase II-specific; RNA polymerase II cis-regulatory region sequence-specific DNA binding
Source: RefSeq, a predicted model, not a curated record